Molecule: messenger RNA, 1365 nt
Organism: Guillardia theta CCMP2712
Lineage: Eukaryota; Cryptophyceae; Pyrenomonadales; Geminigeraceae
Exons: 16
Coding region: 1-1365 (454 amino acids)
Source: RefSeq, a predicted model, not a curated record
AUGAUUCAGUUUCCUUCACAUUGGCUUCUCAAUUUUCUCCUGCUGUUGCUGCUGCUCCUCCUGCACAACUCUGUCGCCUCCUCCAAGCUUCUCGUCCAUUCCCCAUUGAACAAUGUGACGUACCGUCCUUUCGUCUUCUUCCUGCUCCUCCUCGAAGUUGAUCAACCCGAUCAAGACAGGCGGUAUGAGCUGAAAGUGUCAGUGGUCAACGGAGACGAAGUCAUCUAUGACGACUUCUUCCUCCUCUCGUCGCAGUGGCCGCAGCUCCGACGUCCCCUCAAGAUGUCCGCCACCGGCCCCCACACGCUGCACGUCUUGCUCAAGGACGUGGGAGGAGGAGGAGAAGUGGAGCAGGAGCCCGAGAUCGUCCUGCCGACCGAGUUUGUCCAGCACCAGCAGAGAAGUUUCCCUUCACCUCCACCCGCGUUGUCGUCAUUGCGCCAACAUGGCUCGGCGGUAAAGAGCCAGAUGAGAAGUGGGCACGUGACAAUGAGAAGGACGGGAGAGACGGGAGCCGAUAAGAGCACAAUGGUCGAGAACAGCGAUGGACGGCUCAACUCAGAGCUCAUGAAGGAAAUGCAAGAACACUGGGACAUGAUAGUUACUUCAUGCCCGGAUUACGAUGAAUCUUACAGCUUCGAGCACAUGGUUCGCAUAGGCGAUGACGCGUACUUCAACGUCCAGCUCUUCCUCGACUCGACUUUCCCCUCCUCCCGCCUGUACAUGGGCAGGAUGAACUGGCCGUCGCCGCAUGAGCCACUGCUGUCAGCCAAGGACCUCUACGGGAUCCGCGAGUGGCCCGAGUAUGCCAUAGGAGCUGGUGCGAUCCACAUGAGUUUGCCGGGGGGGAGGCUCAGGUGGGGAGAUGCAGGGUACGUGUUGAGCCAUGACGUGGUCCGGCUGGUUGCUCAGCUGGAAGCGUCCGGGAUACCUCUGCGAAAGACGGCUCCGGAAGACGUCAUCUUUGCAAUCUGGCUGAUGCCAUUCGAGAUCCCUCGACUUCACACUGAGCAUAUCUUCAACCAUCCUGAUGUGGUGGCGGCGUCAGACCCCAACCGAGGCUUUUGCUCGGUAGAGUCUCUGAUUGUUCAUUACGUCAAUCGCACUCACUUCGAGGAGAUAAGACUGAGCGAUGGUGUGAUGCUUUGCCGACAAAACCAUGACAAGGUUGUCAGUUUCUCCUUUGCUGGAGAUGAGCUGGAAGCUGCGCCGAGCGAUCUCGGAACCAUAUCAGCGGGAGAGUCUCGUGCGUUGAGGAUCGUCCCAGACAACAUCUCGAUCAAAAUGCCCACGACUCUACUGGUCCAUGUCAUCCCAGCUGGACAAGCUGACUAUGUCGUAGCUCACGCAAAAAUGCCUGAGUAA